Molecule: messenger RNA, 3573 nt
Organism: Notodromas monacha
Lineage: Eukaryota; Metazoa; Arthropoda; Ostracoda; Podocopida; Cyprididae
Source: the annotation of a GenBank genome assembly
AUGGCUGCAGGGAAUUCUGUUGGAUCCUUGAUGGGGACAAUCUCCCAAAAGGGCUACAUGAAACCUCAUGUUCAACUGCUGGAGGUGUGCAUGAUGGUAUCAAGCUACUUUGAUGAGAUGAAUGAUGGAAGGAAAGUCAAAGCCUUCAGGAUUGAUCUUCCAACUGAAUCUGAAAACACUGCUGGCAGGAUUCUGCGUUGCAAUACUUGCAUCAGUUCACAGAUGGAGGCUGAAAAGGCAUUUGAGGAAACCCUCAGAACUGUAUUAAUUUUCACAGAUGGUCUGGGAAGAGAAGUCAAGAGAGCAAUUCGAAAAUCCUCAAAUUCUCAAUGGGUAACCACAUCUACAUUUGACCCAGCUAACAGCCAAUCUAUUCUCUCAAACAAGCAACUAGAUGUCACUGUGCAUCCAGAAUUUACAGAGUACAAGCAUCACAAAGUGGUUAAAAUCACUGGUCAUAAAGGUGAAAAUGUGGUGACAAACAUCCACAUUCUACUGCUGCAUUUCUUGGUGCCCAAGAGUGAGGAACUACAAGAAAACUGGUUUGCAAAUGUGAAACUGAAAGUUGGGGAUAUCAAUGAGGUGUUCAGAAUAGCCAAGAACUCUUUGGACUGCUUGAGUGGGUCAAGUGACAAGAUUGAGUAUGAGAGUGAGGAUUAUUUUGAUGGUUUGAAAACAGAGGCUGAGGAGGGCUUAACCGAUGGAUCCCAAGAAGCAAUCACCAGAGGCAUUGGAGGAGUAGAUUGCAGGAAGAAGCCCGAACCAAAAGCACCAAAGCCAAAACCUUGUCCACCUUGUCCAAAGCCCAUCCCCCCACCCCCACCUCCAGAGCCUGACUGUCCAAUGUCCUGCAAGGACAAGGCCCUGUUGGAUUCCUUGGCAUGUCCCAAGCCCCCAACCUGUGAAGAAAUUGUCAAGGUUGACAGGAAAAAUAAAGUGGCUGCCUUGAGGGCUGCCUGGGGAGAAAAGGUGCUGGAAUUGAAUGUGAAGCACCUGUUUCUCUCAAUGCCAUCCUUUAAGCCUCUGGGAGCUGUGCAUGGACAACUUGCACAGGCUAAACUUGCUGCUAUGGCCAUCAGAUACACUUACCAGAUGGAGGUGGAGUGGAUGAAGCAAUUGAUCCUGAUUGGGGUGAUCACAUUAGUGAAUGCCACUCCAGUCAGAGAGCAAAUUGGCUCCCUGCAGAAGGAUUUGGUGCCAACUUGUACAAGACCCCCUUCACUAGAGAAUGCUUUCCUUAGCCUACCCAAUGUUGGAAAGGGAUCUGAACAGGACCUCAGUUCUAGAUUGUUUGGUGUUGGUGAGACAGCAUUUUAUCACUGUUUGCCAGGAUACUUUGCUGGGAAGGAAUCUAGAGUGAGACUCAAGGCCAAGUGUGAGGAAGCCAAGGAUGGCACUCCAUACUGGAAUGUCAAAGGAUCUUGUUCUAGAAAUGUGAGAUGCAAUGAGCCACCUGUGUUGCCAAAUGCUGACAUAGCAGUUCGCUUUGCAUUGAAACAAGAGUUCAACCCAGGGGAGAAGAUUGAGUAUCAGUGUAAAGAUGGCUAUGUGAGUACCAUAGGCUCAACAUCACCUUACACCAAGUGCAAGACUGUGGGGAACAGAGUGGAGUGGCUACCAUUUGUAGGAUUUUGUUCCAAACUUGAUUGCCUUAGAGAUGGAAAGUGUGAGAGUGAGAAGAAGCCAACAGUGACCAGAGCUAUGGGAAAAUUGAAAAUUGCCAAGAAGUUCCAUAAUCCAUUCCACCAGUUUGGGAUGGUUGAAGCUCACAAGCAACACCAGCCAGAGAGUCCAAUUGCAUUCUCAGCUUCAGUUCCAGACUCAGAGACAAGGCACCCAGAUUCCACGGAGGAUGUCUUCAGGUCUUCUCCUUCUAUCUUCAAUUCAGACAUAGAUGUCAUCUGUCUGGACAAGUCCUGCAAGAAAAAAAAAAUUAAAGAAGUGGAUAAUGAGAAAAAGAUUGUUCAUAUCCCUCCAAAGCCAUUUUCUGAGAAACCAGUGACUCAGAGAUGGGAAUCUGCUCCACCACCUGGGCUCAAUCAGGAGGCUCUGUGCACAGGGGCUGACUGUCCCAAAAAAGGCAAUGUUGAAGAACAAGAGGUCCCAACAGUGUCCAAACCCUAUCCAGCAGAGCCUUUGUCUCCACAAUGGAGCCCUCAAGUCAAAGUCACAAUGGAAGGUGAACCACAAGGCAUGUUCAAUGCUGAGUUUGAAGAAUUUCAGGCAUCAGAGGGUCUUGCUGAGACUGAGGAAAAAGAAGCUAGUUGGAUAGAUUGUCUCAUGAGCUUCAAAGUGUACUUGAAAUACUUUGCACUGGUCUUCUUGGUUGGCGCCAUCAUAUACUCCAUCUUACAUUGUUGGCUUUGCUCUGCUGCGAAAAAGCCAAAGCCCACUGCUCACAUUCUGCUUGCAAUCCUUUCUAUCAUUAUCCUCUACAAGCUUCAUUACUUCAUCAUCUACUGGCCUGAGAUGCGAUUCAAAAUGAAUCAAAGUGUAGUGAAGCCUUCCUGCCUACAAUCAAGGACACAACAUUUUGAUUGGGAAAACAUUCUGGAUUGGCAAUCUGUUCAGAAAUAUGUUGGACAUAACGUUGUUGCCAUGGAACAAAUCAUUCAUCCUGGCUUGGACACUUGGGAAGUCAAAGAGCAUGUUGUACCCAUCAACAUCAACCAACAAAUGGUGUCUGGUUUUGGGAGAGAUUUAUCCUGCAGACAGCCUGUUGAGAACAGUACCAAGCUCCACAUCCUCAUCAUAGUCAUGUCUGCAGCAAAAAAUUUUGCCCACAGAGACAGGAUCAGGCAAACAUGGGGAAAAGUUGCUAAACAAAACUCUGAGGUUUUCACAGUGGCUUUCUUGGUGGCAGUACCAAGGUCCAGGGACCAACAAGCCCUCUUGAUAGAAGAGCAAAACACCAAUGGAGACCUGGUACAGAGUCCAGUAGAAGAACUGAAGUUCAACAUUGCCUUCAAAGACCUCAUGUCAAUAUUGUGGAUGAUCAAGAGAUGUCAAAUUGCUACCCAUGUCUUGAAAACUGAUGAUGACUUGUAUGUGAACAUUAGGAGCCUCUUCAAAUUUGCAAAGGAGCAUGAAAAGGAAAUUGCGAUGUUUGGCUACAGAAAAACUCUAAAAUGCUUUUACACUUCAGCUGAGAAUUAUGACAUGCGAAAUUCAUCCAAAUUGCCUGGGGAUUAUAAGACUGAACUGUCUUAUCCAUUCCCCCAGCUUCCCACAUAUUUGGUUCAGUCUUACUUCUAUCCGGCCAAAUUAUUGCCCAAGUUGGCUGAAGCUGCAUACAAGGUCCCUGCUUGGGCUAUGCAGUCAGACAGAUACAUCACUGGGAUCCUGGCAGAGUUUGCAGGCAUCAAAAGAGUUGAUCAUCCCAAAUUCAGGGUUUCAUUCAUAGAAUCUAUUUUGAGCAGGUCUCUUCUGCCAAAGUAUUGGAUGAAAAAGAAGUACAAGGACGCCAUAAUUGUUUCUCAUGUGCUUGCUCCCAAGUGUCACUUGUCAGGAAAUGAGGUGGAAGAUCCCAGCCAAGAUGAACAACUUCCUUUUGAAGCACAAGGGGAAGAUUGA